CUCUCUCUCUCUGUGUUCGAGGAAAAUUAGGCUGCUUUGUCUUGCCUCUGAUGGAAUGGAAUCCAAGACUUUGAAUUUUCCAUUUCCAACCUCCCUCUCUCUCUCACCACUAUUCCCAGAGACAUGAGUUUCUUCUCAGCUACAGUUCAUUUUUUCCUGCACUUUCUCAGCUUCCAAACUUCAAAUCAAACCUUUCCUUUGCAACCCACAAAUUCAAACCCCUCCGGCUCUCCUUUUUGACUUCCUCAAAACCAUAUCCGUCGUCAAUUUCCAGCCUUCAAUGCCAAUCGGAUCCGCCCACCAUCUUUGAAUCUCACCCACCUUUUCUUCAGUUUCCAAAAUUGAUCCAUCAGGAACCACACAUGGCAAUCGAUUUCUUCUCCGAAAAUCCCAGCCUUGGAACCAGCCCCAGAAUCUCCUUCUCCCAUGAUCUUCAACACCACCGAGAUGAUGAUGAUGAUGAUUCAAACCAGAGCUUUCCAUGCCGAUCAGUGGACUCAUCAAUAUCAAUGGCGGCCGAUUCCUGCCCUGACUUCAAAUUCUGGGUCGGAGACAGCUUCGGAACCGAGCCUUCUUCUUCGGCCGACGAGCUCUUCUCCGGCGGCCUAAUCAGGCCCCUGCAAAUUCAACAAAGGUUUGUGAAUCCAAAGCAUGUUUCUGUUUCUAGUGUUUCUACAGUAUCCAAACCAAGAACAACUUCUUCUCUUCCACCUCUUCCUAGCAAUAAUAAUGUUGAAGUUUCGAAGCAAGAAAGUGUGAACAAUGAAGUGAUGAUGAAGCCUCCGUCCAAGUCCUUCUGGAAGAUCAAGAGAAGUAGCAGUCUCCAUUGUGAAAACAGCUCCAAGAAGAGCUCCUUCUGGUCAUUGCCGCUUCUUUCCAGAAGCAACUCCACUGGGUCGGUCCCUAGUCCGAAGCAGAAGCAGCAGCAAAAGUCUUUUGCAGCAGCUUCAUCUUCAUAUAAUAAUUCACAGAAGCCUCCAUUGAAGAAGUAUCAUCAUGGAGGGGCUAAUUAUGGCAACGGGGUUAGGAUAAGCCCAGUGCUGAAUAUUAAUGUGCCAUCUCCUUGUAUUUCUGGAGGAACUACUGUCUUCUUCGGUUUGGGUUCUUUGUUCAGAAAUGGGAAUAAGGAGAAGAAGAACAAGAAGUGAUGAUCUUGAUUAAUAUUGCAGUUGGGUGGUUUUCACAGUUUAUAUAUAGUCUUCGUUUAGAUUCUUUGAUCUUUCUAGGAUUGAUUUUGUCGAGCAAGUAAGUUUGAAUUAGUUAGUUAGUGGCUAAGUGGUUUGAUGAUGUAAAGUUGGAGAGUUCAAUGGGUGGAUUAAUUACGCCAGAAAGAUAAUGAAAUGAGAGGAAGGGGUAACAGGGAUGGAGAGAGAGAGAGAGGGAGGGUCUUGAUAUGUUCUUGUAUAUCAACAUGUUAUAGGCUUAGGGGACACGAAGAAAGAACAGGUACCUUCCUAAUUCAUAUGGCUAUGGCUGUCCCUACUCUCUCUCUCUCUCUCUCUCUCUCUCUCCAUUGUAUAUUUUUGUUUUUCGUAAGAGGGAGAAACCUCUAGAUACAGGGUACGUAAUCUGGUAAAAUCAUUGGGUUGCUGCUCGAUGAGCAAAUGCAUAAAGAAAAUUCAGACCCAACACCACCAGAUACUAUUAAUUAAAUCUAUUAAUAUGGUUUGUUCUUGAGUA
This is a messenger RNA of Diospyros lotus (date-plum), 1680 nucleotides long. RefSeq lists its product as uncharacterized. The transcript has a single exon. The record is from RefSeq and is a predicted model, not a curated record. Lineage: Eukaryota; Viridiplantae; Streptophyta; Magnoliopsida; Ericales; Ebenaceae. The coding region runs from base 363 to 1148 and encodes 261 amino acids.